Molecule: messenger RNA, 3743 nt
Organism: Monomorium pharaonis (pharaoh ant)
Lineage: Eukaryota; Metazoa; Arthropoda; Insecta; Hymenoptera; Formicidae
Gene: meng
Product: serine/threonine-protein kinase meng-po
Exons: 2
Coding region: 399-1565 (388 amino acids)
Biological process (GO): peptidyl-threonine phosphorylation; peptidyl-serine phosphorylation
Molecular function (GO): ATP binding; protein serine/threonine kinase activity
Source: RefSeq, a predicted model, not a curated record
CGGAGCGUCACGACGCUCCAGACGUUUGAGCUACGCGCACCACGGAAAAUGUAAGCGAGCGUCGUCGUAUCGAUACCUCGCCAUCGGAGUCUCUAUUUCUGUGCCCGUCUCUCAAGUGUGACACCUGCUCCGAAAGCGAAAUUAUCAGAGGACACGCCUGACAUAAUUUCGGCGGCGCGCUGACUUAAUUCGGCGUUUGUGAUACUCGUGAGCAGCUGAUACGCGCGUGUCCAGGUCAUGCCGAUAUGAAGAUGUAAACGAGGACACGCUAAUCGGACUUUAGUUGAACAAGAGUGAUCUAUCCGUGUAUUUAUUGAUAUAUACUUAAACAUUGAACACACAGUGUACCAGAGUGAAGUGACGUUUCUGUCGAUUAUCACACAAGUUUUAUUGCCGUGAUGAAGCUGCACGAGAAGAAAGAAUCAGGUAUCCACAGGGUGCAAGAGAUACCUCUCGAAGAACUGGAUUUAUCGAAGGAAUACAAUGUGGAAAAGACUCUAGGUGAAGGCAGUUUCGCAAAAGUUUUAUUGGCAACUCACAGAGCCACCCAGACAAGGGUGGUUUUAAAAGCGGUUCAUCAAGAACUUACAACUGAGAAGGACUUUUUCCGGGAAUUUCACUAUUCAUAUCACCUGAGUCCGCAUCCUAGUAUACUCUGCUCGUACGCAGUCGCCUUUAAAGCGGAGAAAUGUUUCGUCUUUGCACAGGAAUAUGCGCCCUAUGGCGAUCUCGCAGGCAACGUGAAAGCCGGCGGACUCAGCGAGGAGGCAUGUAAGAGAAUCGCUGGUCAGCUUGCCUCGGCCCUCGACUUCAUUCAUUCAAAACAACUAGCCCAUCGCGACAUCAAGCUGGAAAACGUAUUGGUGUUCUCGCAGGACAUGAGCAAGGUGAAGCUAUGCGACUUUGGCUGCACAAGGCGGGAAGGCACCCUCGUGAAUAAAAUCCGUUGUACCUGGGUGCCAUUCCAACCACCCGAGAUUCACGAAAUCAUCAAGAAUGAAAGGUAUAGUUGCAAGAGGAGCUCGGAUUGCUGGCAGUUUGGUAUCGUUCUCUUCGUUUGCCUGACCGGCAAUCCACCGUGGCAGAGCGCCGACCCGAUCCAAGACCCAGACUACUCGGCCUUUCAACGAUGGCUGAAACGACGUACUACAAAAAUCCCGCCGACUUUCCGCCGUUUCACUCCUAGACUACUCCGAUACUUCAGGCGAGCAUUCGAACACAAGCCAGACAAAAGACCGCACGUAACCGAGAUCAACAAGUACCUAAAGGAUUCGUGGUGCAUCAGUAAGAUCAGUCACAGUGCGACGUCGACAUCGGUUGAUGUCAGCGAAAGCCUUGCUAAGCGAGGCGAUAGUCUGCUCUAUCUCGAUACCAUCUUGGACGAUCGACACAACGUGGACGAGAACAAGAACAAAUUAAGGAAGUUGCUCAACAGUUACGGCUUGGAGACUACGGUGGAUCAGAAAGUCGUCACUAAAAGAAUAUGGGAAUGGGUAAUGCAGUGCGACUCUAAUAUCGACACAGAGCCAGGUCUAAUCAGUAGCUUCAGCACGGAGGACAUGUGAGAGAUAGUGAGAACCAACAGCGAGCCGUGCCUUCGGGUUACUCAAGAAGAAGCGAGUAAGUUCCGAAAGGGCAGCUUCUACAUGCCGUACAAAUGUGCCAAAUAAUCAGCUGAAGCUAUCUAACUGAAAGACAUUUUCCGAAAAAUUUAUUCAAAGAGUGUUCCGAAAAAAAGACGGAACGCGAUUAUAUUUUAGCAACGUUUCCAGAAUGUCGAAACGCUAAUCACAGGCGGACCAAUUACUGACGAACUUCCUUAAUUAUGUAAGAAUAAAGAAAUCACGAAAAAAUUCAAGAGGUCAUGAUAUUUAUAUUAAUCGGUAUUAAAAAUAAUAACUCAUUAAUAUUCUCAAAAAGAUAAGUAUGUAAAAGAUGUCAUGAAAAUAUUUAAAAGACAUUUCUCUUUCUUCAUUAAUCUCUCAAGCAUUAUCUCUAUGUUUAGAAUUUUAUAUUACUUUGACAAUUUGAAACAAAAAUAAGAUACAUUUCUUGAUCAUAAAAUACUCUAGCAGUUAAGUGUAAAUGUGAUAUAUAAAUAUCGAGAGAGAGAAACCGAGCGAGCGAGCGAGAGAAUAUUUAUGAGCGAAAAAAACGGUGAUAAUUAACUUGAUGUGCUAACUAUAGGACAAUAAUGCCAGUGCAUAUGAUUUCUGCAUUAGUCAGUUAUCCUGGUAAACCGAUGGUCUUACAAUUAGUGAUGCCUUAUGCGCGAUUAAGUGCGAGGUUAGACAGCUAUUUAAAGAUAUUUCGUACAUCCUUCGAAUUUGAAAUCCGUUUCGGUUUAUAUUACUUAGUGAUGUAAUCUUGAUUGUUAGACAAGAGAUAAGAAAGCAAGAAGACUGUAUAAUCCAGGGAUUCCCAGACCGGAGAUCGUAACUCCAAAUGUAAUAGUCCAUGAAAAACAUUUUCGGAAACAAAUCAUUCUUAUUCUAUAACAAUCGAAAAGAAAAAAACUUUAUCACUCUAAAUUGAGAAAUAUGUUCUAUCUAUUAAAAUUUGUACUUAAAAAAACGUCGAAAACAUUAAGAAUCUAGCAUAGCCAAAAGAUACAAAGAUACGAACAGGGAUCAUAAUGCGCAAUAGACCGGAAGUAUAGUUAAUAACAAGAUGUAAAUCACACAAAUGUAGAUACAUUUAUAUAGAUACAUUUAUAGAGUCAGAUAUACAUUCGCAUUCGUGCUAGACAUAUAUAUAUAUACAGAUAUAUAUACAUAUAUGUAUAUGUAUCAUAUAUAUAUGCAUGUGUACGUAUACACGUAGGCAAAUAUAAUACACAUAUAUUCUUGUAGCAGUUUAUGGUGUAGCGCAUAGAGGUUCCGUUUGUACAAUUAGUUACGCUAUUUCGUAACGGUGAUAUAGGUAUACCGUAUUAUUGCGUGCACGUUGCGAUUCCAACAAUUGUAAUAAUCUUUCAUUAACGAUCUUAAAUGCAUUAAAACGCCCAUGAAAACAACAUGUAAAAUGGGUGUUUUGCGACGAAUCGGUUGCCAAAUUCAUCGCUUGUUUCUUGCGAUUGAGUAUCAAGACAAUUAAAAAAGAAUUUGUGUUCUAAUCAAUUAUUAAUAUAUGAUUAUAAUUACAAUUUGUACAUAUAAAUGACAUCGGUUUUUAUUCUAAUUUUAUGAUAAACCGAUUGAAGUGAUUUGUAUUUUAAAUAUCCGAAUUUUACACGAAUACAAAAUUAUAAGACUGAACUAGAAAAACUUCUAAUACAUUGGAGGAAAUAAGACGUUGGUUUAUUUUUAUCUACUUCCGAUGCACGUAACUUCCCACAGACAUAAGUCAGUAAAUAAUCGCAACGUGUGGGACUCGUGCAUAAUCCUUCUAUAGAAUCCCGAAAAUGGAUCGUUAUCCGGAUGAUUGUGUGUACAAAUACGUCUAUAAAAGAUCGGCGUAAAGAACCCGUUAACGAUCGGAAUCCAUGCGAAUGAAUGUUUCUAUAUAUUUGUACGUUGAAUGUGGGAGUGUACAUACGCGCGAGCAUAAUGACAUCGCUAUUCGACAAUAUUCGGACAAUCGUCAUUAUCGUACUGCUAUUUCUUCAUAUUGUCCGAAUUGACUGAGUGAUAAGAUAAACAAGUGCAAGUAGCCACUUUGCAAAGAAGCUGGCGCGUGUAAUCAUUAAUACGAAGAAAUGUUUUGUAUAUAUCGAAAUAAAUUAUAAAAUUGUAUAAAAUUGA